GAAGCAACGUGGCGCUGUUCAGCCCAUCUACGAAGAGGGAGAACUUUUGGGAAGGCCGGAGAUUCGUGGGGGGAAAAUCCAGUCUCUUUGCCCUGACACUCCGCAGGGUACCCAGGUCUUGCGUGUUCCCCUUGGGUUGCAAGGAUGCAAUACUAGCGGCUGCCUAUCGAAUGGCUGCAAAGGAAUCCGGGAUGCUAACUCCGGAUCCGGUGCCUGGGAGCGGAGCAGCCUCUCCCCGGGUGUGUUAGCCAAGCACCCGGCGUCGAAAUGCAAAGCGAGCCUCCCUUCCAGGCGCCGGCCGACAGCUAGAAAGCGGCGACCCGCUUGCUUUGGGCUUCGUGCCCAGAAGCCCUCCGGGAUUUCACUUUUGCCUGCGCGGUUGGAGUGGGAAGCAAACUUUUGGGGAGUUGAACUUUCGAUGCCUCUUCCGUCGACAUGGGACGUGCCUUGACGGUCUUGCUGUUGUCUUCGACCGUCUCACUGCUUGGCGGGUUGAUGUUUGGGUAUGAGUUCGGAAUUAUCUCCGGGGCUUUGUUGCAGCUGCAGCUGGACUUUCAUCUUGGCUGUUUUGAACAGGAAGUCUUAGUAAGUUCCUUGCUCCUUGGAGCUCUCCUGGCUUCUUUAGUAGGCGGAAUCUUCAUUGAUCGACAAGGAAGACAGCGAGCAAUACUAGUCAGCAAUGUGAUUUUGCUGUGUGGCAGCCUCCUUCUAACACUAGCCAGGUCAUUUGCUUGCCUGGUGUUUGGGCGCAUGAUGGUAGGUUUUGCAGUAUCUCUGUCAUCCAUGGCAUGUUGCAUCUACGUCUCUGAAAUGGUGGCCGCGCAUCAACGAGGGGUACUGGUUUCCCUCUAUGAAGCCGGCAUCACAGUGGGCAUCUUACUCUCAUAUGCUCUGAAUUACGUCUUUUCGGAUACGACGGAGGGCUGGCGAUAUAUGUUUGGAUUGGCUUUGGGUCCAGUAGCCGUUCAGUUUCUCUGCACCCUGUUCCUCCCAAAGAACUCAGUUAAGUUGAACGUAUGCAGCAGCGAGGCUCGCAAAAGCCUCAUUCGGCUGGAGAAGAACGAAGAGGGGGAAGAUGUAACGCCGCAGUGCCCUAAGGAGAAACAUUACUCUCUUGUGGACCUUCUGAGAUCAAGGGACAACAUGAGGAGCAGAACUCUAGUGGGCCUCGGACUGGUGCUGUUCCAGCAGUUCACAGGGCAGCCCAAUAUUCUCGGUUACGCGUCCAAAAUCUUCCGCUCCGUAGGCUUUCAGAGUGACUCCUCUGCAGUCCUGGCUUCCGUUGGCUUGGGAGUGAUGAAAGUGGUUGCUACUUUAUUUGCAAUGGUUUUGGCAGAUAAGGUUGGCCGGAGGGUGCUGCUGAUGGCUGGGUGCACAGUGAUGGCUUGUUCAGUCAUGGUAAUUGGCUUGACCAGCUGCUCCAUUCCUUUCGAUAUGGCCAAAGACUGUGAAAUGCUCACAGGGUCAAACAACACUUUGUUUGGCUCAGUUCCUUUCCCAACCACAUCAAUGUCUCCUCAGCCAAAUAUAUCAUACUUCCUGUUGAAUGACAAAAUUAAAGCAGAUCCAUCUUUUGCUACCAUGAGACCAAAAGGAUUUACCAAAACAGUGUCCAGUGAUAACCACAGAGGCAGAAUGGCAAAAGUUCCCUCACGCACUGAAAAAGCGGGCCUGCUAGGUCCAUCCAGUGAAGGAGAGGAACCCAACACUGGCUCAUCUGUUGCCGAGGUACUUUCCAAGGAACGGAUUAUUCUCAACUGGAUUACACUGCUAAGCUUGAUGGCUUUUGUGAGUGCAUUCUCCAUUGGAUUUGGGCCAAUGACAUGGCUUGUCCUCAGCGAGAUCUAUCCUGCUGCCAUUCGUGGAAGAGCCUUUGCCUUCUGCAACAGUUUCAACUGGGCUGCUAAUCUGUUGAUCAGUCUCACGUUCCUUGACCUCAUUGAUGCCAUUGGUUUAUCAUGGACAUUCCUUCUCUAUGGACUAGUGGGAGUGUUGGCUGUUAUAUUUAUUUACCUUUUUGUACCAGAAACCAAAGGACAAUCCCUAGAAGAAAUAGACCAGCAGUUCUCAAAGAAGCGGUUGUUGCAAGGAAAUUUUUUCUGUCUGAAAAUGUGUAACAGAAGAGAGAUCCACGCACGUGCUCAUUACCAAAGAGUAGACCGUUCCAGUGCAUUUUGAGGGAACAUUUGUGAACACUGCCACAUGUGGACAAGAAACAUCAGUAGCAGAGUGUUUAUUACUUCCGUAUUGGAAGUGAUGUGAGGAACUGCACAAAGGAAAAAUCUGUACUGCUCUGCUCUGCUCAUUGGGGUGACAUCACUUCCUUUAAACAUGAUACUCUGUUAUACAUAACAUCUAGAUCCUGAUUCCUUGCAUGCCUUGAAAGGUUUCUGUUAAGAGGAACCAUAGUCGAUGUCCUCUGAUGGUCUGCAAAAUAGAUUUCUUUUAUAAGCAUUUCAUAAAUAAAACAUAACUUAUGACAAUGA
Molecule: messenger RNA, 2486 nt
Organism: Sphaerodactylus townsendi
Lineage: Eukaryota; Metazoa; Chordata; Lepidosauria; Squamata; Sphaerodactylidae
Gene: SLC2A10
Product: solute carrier family 2 member 10
Exons: 5
Coding region: 436-2178 (580 amino acids)
Biological process (GO): transmembrane transport
Cellular component (GO): membrane
Molecular function (GO): transmembrane transporter activity
Source: RefSeq, a predicted model, not a curated record